GUAUGAGAUCACUAAACGAGUUUCCUAUUUCCUAUUUUUCAGGAAGGAACGCAGACGUGGCACUGUUGGAGGAAGAAGAAGACCGAUUGUCGAGACUUGUUAUAAAUGAUAAUAAAUAACUCUGUACCCGGUCAGUUUAAAUCUUGCGUGGUGUAAUAAAGACCUUUUCUUCCGCAUCUUCGUGUUCUUCCUUCAUUGGCUGUGUCUGUUGUCCGUGAGUGUUACAUUUGGCAGCCAAUGAAGGAAGAACACGAAGAUGCGGAAGAAAAGGUCUUUAUUACACCACGCAAGAUUUAAACUGACCGGGUACAGAGUUAUUUAUUAUCAUUUAUAACAAGUCUCGACAAUCGGUCUUCUUCUUCCUCCAACAGUGCCACGUCUGCGUUCCUUCCUGAAAAAUAGGAAAUAGGAAACUCGUUUAGUGAUCUCAUACAUAGUAAUUUUUGGUAAAGUGGCAUGAGGAAUACUUGCUUAUGUAUGGUAGUUUGCACACAAUCCAGUAGUGACUAAGUCUACUUCAUAGGAUGGCGCUUGUCCGUUCUGUAUAUUCAACUCGACCCUUUCUAAUAAGAUGGCCAUUCCGUUGUACCUAUGGUCAAUUCUCAGUUGUUCCGCAUAUUGCCUCGACAGAAUCACCAAACACUGACGAAGAACCUGACAUUCCUACUGAUAAACUGAAGGUAUUUAGUGCAUCAUAUAUAAAUUCAGUGUUGCUACUUGGAACAGUUAUGGGAUUGAAGAUGUUCCCGAUGCAAAGCAAUCCAGAUCGCAACUGGGCAUUGUUGUUCUUGAAAACACGCAUGUCAAAAUUGGUGCCUGUGUUAGAUACGCAUCCAACUGAUGACACUUUACCAAAUGACUCUUCAGUAACGUUCAGAAAGAUUCCCCUCAGUUCAUCGAAUAGAAUCCACGUUUUCAGUCCUAAAUUGGUUAGUGGUCUUAGAGAUAUCAAGCCUGGGGAACGUUUAUUAGUUAGUGGAUUCCUGUCCUACUAUCAAUCAUCAAAACUUGAUGGAAAGACAAACAAACAGUGCUGCGUAACGGCUCAGCGUAUCGCCCAUAUGGGAUGGUCUCCUGAUUACCAACCUGAUAAAACUCUAGAAGAAGUCCUUGAGACAUGAAAAACUACUUUCUAAAAAUAUCGUUAACUAUCCCAGCAAGGAAAUCUGCAUUUUUUAUCAGUCCGAUAUGAAAAUGAAUUCGUCGUCACCAUAAUCACGUUGGAAUCCAAAUAUUUGCAUCAUUUCAUAUUUGUCAGUUCUUUCUGUCCCUGACAUAUUUUUCAGAGAGUUCAUAACAUAUUAUACAUAAAUUGUACGGCAUUUUUGUACAUAAGCAUUGUCUACGUAUUGAAAUAAAACUAUUGAGUUGAUUAUCUGAAGUUUUUAUAUUUUAAAUAGGGAUUAAGUGUAUACAGUUUUCUGUAAAU
Trichobilharzia szidati is the source of this 1429-nucleotide messenger RNA. Lineage: Eukaryota; Metazoa; Platyhelminthes; Trematoda; Strigeidida; Schistosomatidae. The record is from the annotation of a GenBank genome assembly.